This is a messenger RNA of Carcharodon carcharias (great white shark), 2180 nucleotides long. RefSeq names its product nudix (nucleoside diphosphate linked moiety X)-type motif 13 (gene nudt13). The record is from RefSeq and is a predicted model, not a curated record. The coding region runs from base 651 to 1403 and encodes 250 amino acids. Gene Ontology annotation, molecular function: metal ion binding; hydrolase activity. The transcript is spliced from 9 exons. NCBI's taxonomy places the organism in Eukaryota, Metazoa, Chordata, Chondrichthyes, Lamniformes, Lamnidae.
CGGGAGAGACUGGAGGGACUUAAAUCACAAAUUCUGAACUGGAGCUACCAACAGAAAGUGAUGCCUCUCUUGAAGAAUUUCAACACGUCGGCCAUGCAGAUUUCCUGCAGAUUGGUUUCAAAUUAUGUCAGUCGGAUGCGUAGUGGCGAUGAUUGAGGGAUAGAUGUUGGCCAAGACACAGGGGCCCUUGCUCAACUUCAAAUAGUGGCCUGGGACUCUUUACAUCCACCUGCAAGGGAACACUGUGGGGGUGCCACAUUCAAAAGAUGGCAUUAUCUGACAGUACAGUGCUCUCAAGUAGUACACUGGAGUGUCAGCCUAGAUUAUAUACUCAAGUCUUUGGAGUGAGGCUUGAGCCGACAACCCCCUGACUCAAGCAAGUGUGUCACCAACUAAACCACAUUUGACACCAGAAGGAAAGCACCAAUGAGCCAGAGUGCAAAACCGGCUCCACGGGGUAAUACAGCUACCUGUUUGAACUAAAGGAGGACGAUGAAGCUUGCCGGAAGGCCCUGAGCUCCGGAGCCUUCCUUCUCUUUCAUAGUCUCUCGCCCCUUUUGCAGAGGAGGGAGAACAAAUUCACAGCGCCAUUUGUGACAGCCUCAGAGCUGAACAGAAUUUUGCAGAAACUGAAUCAGAAGGAGAAGUAUAUGGAAGAGUCAGUGCUGAUUGGCUGUACAGAGAAUCAUGUGCCACAGUUUGCUCUUGAUCUAGGUAGGAUUGAAAAGGCCAAAGCAGAAUCACUUCUGAAGGGUACAUUUGUUGAUUUACGGAAAGCCUUCUUCCUCUUGGCUGGAAAGGAUGCACCCUUGCUGUCCCAGGCGCAGGGACUUCUCCGCUGGCACAGCACACAUCUCUACUGCAGUAGAACAGGACGCCCGACACAGAAGAAUGUAUCAGGCAGUAAACGUGUCUGUAGCACAGAAGAAAUAAUCUACUACCCACAGGCGUCUCCUGUGAUUAUCGUGCUGGUAUCUGAUGGAAUACAGUGCCUUCUGGCACGCCAGGAAUCAUUUCCUCCUGGAAUGUACAGUGCCCUUGCUGGAUUCUGUGAUAUUGGGGAAACUGUGGAGGACUGUUUGCACCGGGAAGUUGCCGAGGAAGUUGGUUUGGACGUGUCCUCAUUUGAGUAUUCUGCAUCCCAGCACUGGCCCUUUCCUAAUAGCUCACUGAUGAUUGCAUGCCAUGCAUUGGUGCAACCAGGGCAGAACAAGAUAGACCUGAACCACUCAGAACUUGAGGACGCCCGCUGGUUUGAUGCCAAAGAGCUAACAAAAGCUUUAAAACGUAAACAGAUGACUACAAUGAAAGAAAUGAGAGAUGUUCCAUUCUGGAUCCCACCACCUUGGGCUGUAGCACAUCAACUAAUCAAGGAAUGGACUCAAAGGCAGCAGCCAUGCUGAAGUCACUGGAAUUGUUGGGACUGUUUGAUGCAUGGGCACUGUUUUUAUAACAUGAUUUGCAUGUAAUGUGGGUCAACUAUUAAUGAAGCCAAUGUAAAAAAUGCAUUGUAUCAAACUUUUUUAUUUAUCAUUUAUAAAGAGGAAUAUUUGUCUCCUGUGCAUAGGUGGGGACAUAGAGGGAGAGGAGAGAAGUGAUCAUUGUGCAAAUGCAUUAUUAAUAUGGAUCCUAAAUGGAUAAUUAUAAAUAAAACUCCAGUUAUUGCCAAUGUGCCUACUUUAAAAGUAACAUGCUGAGAUUUUUAAAAGGGUUUGAAAAUGUUUAAGCUAGAUGUUUUCCCAAAGUAAGUUUCCUUUUAAAAAUUAACCUAAAUAUGUUCAUCGUGAGUCUGAAAUCAGACUGUGGAAUAUGAGAAACUCUGGAAUGAGAUGAGGUAUGUUGCUAAAAUCUAUGUAAAUUACUACUUAUGAUUUUAAUUUUCUUGGAGUUUGAGACUAGUUGUUUCAAAGGAAUGCUGGUAACAUAUAGGUAUGAUGAUGUGUGAUUGAAAUCAUUUUCCACACAUUUUAUCUGCAUCAAGAAUUCAGGUAAUUACAUGAGAAAUCUGAAUCAUUUGAAAAAAAGUCAAGAUUGAUAUUUUGUACUGUAAGGACUGAAUAGCAAAGUGCACAAUUUAAGCAAUUAAAACCAGUUAAAAUGAAAUUCACUGAAAUAUUUAAGCAAAUGUUAUUUAUGAUUUUUUGAUAAUGUCAUAAUAUAUUAAAAUUUACAUUCUGAGA